This is a messenger RNA of Paracoccidioides brasiliensis Pb18, 417 nucleotides long. RefSeq lists its product as uncharacterized. The coding region runs from base 1 to 417 and encodes 138 amino acids. The transcript has 2 exons. The record is from RefSeq and is a predicted model, not a curated record.
AUGACUGAAAUAGAGCUAGUUCUCAGUGCUUCGUUCAUCUUCAACCGGUUUCGCGAAUUACCACCAUGGGGGUUCAUUCGCUAUAUCAGGGAGCUAUUUGAUGAGCAAACGUUGGUGGCGCCUGAGCUUAUGCCAUCCAUUGGGAAAAUUGAACUUUUUGGAAUCAUCAAGGAAUCCCUCUAUUUUCAACAAGGAGCUGAGGCGGAUAAUCUUGAGCAGGCAUGUGUGAAGAUGGCAGAUAUGUUACGCAAAAUGGAGAUACAGCUGUUUGCAGCUGUAAAUCAUUCACUCCGUGGGAGUUUUUCUGAUCGUAAAAUGUGUUCCUGCGAAUUGAGUAUUGUAACGGGUAUGGGUUUCGUGUCGAUAUUCAGGAAUUCGCCUAGAGAAUUCUCGUGGGUCAUUGCAGCUCGAGAUUGA